This is a messenger RNA of Tilletiopsis washingtonensis, 791 nucleotides long. RefSeq names its product dimethylribityllumazine synthase. Gene Ontology annotation, cellular component: intracellular anatomical structure; mitochondrial intermembrane space; riboflavin synthase complex. The transcript has 3 exons. Gene Ontology annotation, molecular function: 6,7-dimethyl-8-ribityllumazine synthase activity. The coding region runs from base 13 to 630 and encodes 205 amino acids. The record is from RefSeq and is a predicted model, not a curated record. NCBI's taxonomy places the organism in Eukaryota, Fungi, Basidiomycota, Exobasidiomycetes, Entylomatales. Gene Ontology annotation, biological process: riboflavin biosynthetic process.
CCUCUCACAGCCAUGCCGCAGGUCCACGCUCCCGCCGCACCCACGGCACCCUUCCCGCAUGCCGCAUCGCUGCGCAUCGGCAUCGUGCACGCGCGCUGGAACGGCGCCUGCAUCGACGCCCUCGUCGAGGGCUCGCUCAAGGCACUCACCGCCGCUGGCGUGCAGCGCGACAACAUCGUCGUCGAGAGCGUGCCGGGCAGCUGGGAGCUGCCGCACGCCACCGCACGGAUGAUCGCCGCGGCGCAGACGCAGGCCUCAUCGGCUGCGACAGAUCUCAUGUCUGCCACCUCGCUGCUCGAUCCCUCGAGCACACCAAGCAGCACCUCAUCCGCGCCCUCUGCGCCCUUCGACGCCGUCAUCUCCAUCGGCGUCCUCAUCAAGGGCAGCACGAUGCACUUCGAGUACAUCUCUGACGCCUGCGUGCACGGCCUCAUGCGCGUCGGGCUCGACUCCAACACGCCCGUCAUCCUCGGCGUGCUUACCGCGCUGACGCAGGAGCAGGCCGAGCAGCGCUCGGGCAUUGGAAAGGACGCGCACAACCACGGCGAGGACUGGGGCAGCGCGGCGGUCGAGAUGGCGAGCAAGACAAAGGACUGGGCAGCGGGCAAGUUCUCGGCCCAGCAGAAGUAGGCGCAGGGCCGGGAGGAGAGAAAGGAAGCCAAAUGUGACGGAUGUACAAUUGCAGCUAGGGCACUAGGUGCACGACGUGCGCCCGUAGCGCCUCGUCAGCUGGCAGCAGCACGAGCGAGGCCGCAUCAAGCGGCCAGCCGAGCGGCGCCGGCGUCCAGUCC